CAGAACUUCAGUUUUCAGGUCAAUGUCAUUUAAAUCUUUGACGAUGCUCUUGUACUUCCACUUUAUGAGAAUAACAAAGUUGCUUAUGGUGACAGUUGCUAAUAAACAGUAGUACUCCGUCACAAAUUCAGUUAUCAGGCAGUAGAGACUCUGUAUGUGAUCAUAUUGAACGAAAUACACCACAAAAAUCACGAUUGCUAUAAAUAUGGCAUUACCAAGGCAGAACUUCAAAAAGAAGUCAUCCAAUAUACGAAUCGACUCGUCAUUUUCUGCUAGCGAUGAGGUGAGAUUAUCGUAUUGCGUCAUCAAGAACUUCCAGCUUCUUCUAUUGAAGUUUGAACCAAGGACCAAAAUUGCUACCAAGAGUACCAACAUCACGAUCUUCAUGGUUAGAAAAUCAGUAUUACAGUAUGAAGGCACGUGCUCACUUACCAGUCCAGCUGAAGCAAGGAAAGCAAUAGCAAGAAAGCUAGGCCAAUUGAAAUCGUUUCCAACAGCAAUCACCCAGUUUGCGGAUCUUAGCAACUGCACCACAGCUCUUCCCAGCAACCACAGCACCUGCCAACCUUGAAUCUUGUUACAACAAUUUACUAAUUCGGACAUCACUUUACAACUGUGACCUGCACUCAUUAUGCGAGUCAAGAUCUUGUCCAAAUGUUCAGCUUUAAGAUCA
Messenger RNA from Acanthoscelides obtectus, 673 nucleotides. The record is from the annotation of a GenBank genome assembly. NCBI's taxonomy places the organism in Eukaryota, Metazoa, Arthropoda, Insecta, Coleoptera, Chrysomelidae.